Messenger RNA from Salvelinus namaycush (lake trout), 1684 nucleotides. Its product is annotated as tetraspanin-3-like. Lineage: Eukaryota; Metazoa; Chordata; Actinopteri; Salmoniformes; Salmonidae. The transcript is spliced from 7 exons. Gene Ontology annotation, cellular component: membrane. The record is from RefSeq and is a predicted model, not a curated record. The coding region runs from base 26 to 775 and encodes 249 amino acids.
ACACAACACUGCUGUUUGAGAUAAAAUGGGUGAAACAAGACGACGAGCUUUUAAAAUAGUUAUUCAGAUAACUUGGCAACUUCUAUGGCUGGCAGGUCUGGUGGUAGGUCUGAGUGGUGUGUACCUGUUGUUGAACUACAGAUACAAUGGCCUCUUCUUCGCCCACACAUACAUCAUCCUCCCAGCAUGCCUAGCUCUGGCCAGCGCUACCCUCCUAUUGGUCAGCGGAGGACUGGGCAUCUGGGUGUCCCUCAGAAAGUCAGCCUUGCUACAGGGCGUGUUUGUCUAUCUGCUGGUUUUGGUUUUCUGCCUGGAGGCAACUGCUGCUGCUCUGGCCUAUGUCAACGCAGGAAAGGUGGACUCAGAGCUGGCUCCCUUCAGUAGUGUCUUUCAAAGAUACACAGGAAGCAGUCAGGACCUAGACUCCGAUGCUGUGGACGCCACACAGAAAGAGUUGCAGUGCUGUGGAAUCUAUGACUACCGUGACUGGUUGGCCACGCCCUGGUUUAACCACAGUGGGCGGGGCAGUGUGCCUCACAGCUGCUGUAAUUCCACCUACCACACCUGUAACGGUACCCUAGAGCUGCCCGGGCUACUAUAUCCAAAGGGCUGCCAGGUGAAGCUGGAGGAGGCCUUGCUUUUUGUUCUGCGCUUCAUCAUCUGGUCAUCUCUGGCAGUGGCGCUAGUGGAGACUGUAGGGUUUGUGAGUGUGGCUCAGCUGAUGAGGGACCAGCCUCUGUUGGAGUAUGGAAUACUGGACAGGGAGUGGGCCUGAACCAGAGUGGCAGAAAGUAUUCUGGACUGAGAAUCUACUUUAGAUAUACUAUGUCCUGGAACUUGGUAAAGUUCAUGAUGCUGUGGACCUUAAAGUUAAUAGUUGUCUGGGCAGCUCCAGAGGCCCUAGGGUACCAUUACAGGUAAUUGAUGUAAUCAUCCCUGAUCUUGUUGGUGAAACUGCUUAAGAGUGAUCAUCUUUCUUUCAUUAAACAAAUGUAUGUAUACACAUCCGUGAAGGGAGGAAGGAAGGUGUACUCUAAAAGUGUUGUGUCCUACACUUCGGCACACACUUCCUUCGUUUCAUAAGGAUCAACUGGAAUAUGUAAUGGCCUCUGUUUUGGUUUGUUUGAUUUUGUUCACUGAUGUAAAUACAUGCUGGUUAAAGAAACCACUCCAUCACAAUAAAUUGUCACAUGUCCUGCAGAUGAUAUAUUAAUGACAUUUUUAAACUACCCUGCAUGGCUUUUGAGUAAUUGACUGGUUGAUACUGUGCUGUGUGGCUAUCGUGUGACUUUAACUUACCGGUUUGUAUCUGGGGGAUUCUGCAACUUCGGGCACUUUGGCCCUGCAAGCGUUCAGAAAUUAAAAGUUAUUGAAACACCAUUUUUAACAGUAUUAUAAUUGUCUUUGAUUUGUCUAGAUAUAAUAUCCGAUAAUGGCUGCAAUCGUUCUAUUCAGGAAUGUACACUACCAUUCAAAAGUUUGGGGUCACUUCGAAAUGUCCUUGUUUUUGAAAGAAAAGCAAAUAAUUUUUUUGUCCAUUAAAAUUGAUCAGAAAUACAAUGUAGACAUUGUUAAUGUUGUAAAUGACUAUUGUAGCUGGACACGGCUGAUUUUUAUUUUGAUGGAAUGACUACAUAGGCGUACAGAGGCCCAUUAUCAGCAAACAUCACUCCUGUGGUCCAAU